UCCACACAAUGAAUUAUUCAAGAAGUGUAAUAUCACUAUCUCUCCUCUUCUCCCUUCUUCAAUCUCUCACAUUUGCUACCUCAUCCCACAAUGCAUUCAUUCAAUGCCUUGAAAACCAUUCCAAUUCAUCCAUUUCUUCCCUAAUUUACACUCAAAACAACUCCUCAUAUUCUUCAAUUCUCCAAAACUACAUAAGAAACCUUCGCUUCAAUGAAUCCUACACUCCAAAACCCCAAAUCAUCAUCACCGCCGGCCAAAUUUCCGACAUUCAAACCGCCAUCUUCUGCGGCAAAGCCCACAAAAUGCAGAUGAAAAUCCGAAGCGGCGGCCACGACUACGAAGGCGUGUCGUACUGGUCCGACGAGCCCGGCUUCUUCGUCUUGGACAUGUUCCGUCUCCGCUCCAUCGAAGUCGAUGUCCAAGACGAAUCCGCGUGGGUCGAGGUCGGGGCGACGCUCGGCGAAGUCUACUACAGGAUCGCCGAGAAGAGCCCCGUCCACGGCUUCCCCGCCGGAGUCUGCCCCACCGUCGGCGUCGGCGGCCACCUCAGCGGCGGGGGCUACGGCAACAUGAUGCGGAAGUACGGCCUCACCGUCGACAACGUCGUCGACGCGACGAUAGUCGAUGGCCAAGGCCGCCUCCUGGACCGCAGGGCCAUGGGGGAGGAUCUCUUCUGGGCCAUCACAGGCGGCGGGGGCUCGAGUUUCGGCGUCGUGGUGUCGUAUAAAAUCAAGAUCGUCCGCGUCCCGGAAACCGUGACGGUUUUCCGAGUCGCGAGGACUUACGGCGAAAAUUUCACCGAUCUCGUCCACCGCUACCAGGAGGUGGCGGAGGGCGAGUUUCCUAAGGAGCUUUUCCUUAGGAUGACUUUAGAUGUGGUCAACGGAACCAACAGGGCUACUUUCCUCGCGAUGUACCUUGGUAACUCGCAGGACCUUGUAGCCCUGAUGGACAACAGCUUUCCUGAAUUGGGACUACUGUUGUCAGAUUGUCAGGAAAUGAGCUGGGCCCAGUCAGUUCUUUUCUGGACAAAUUUCCCAUCAGGAACUCCAGUCACAGAGCUCCUGAGUAGGGUUCCGCAGUCUCUAACAUACCUAAAAAGAAAAUCGGACUACUUGAAAAAACCCAUUCCAAAACAAGCGCUAGAGCUCCUAUUCAAGAAAAUGGUGGAGCUCCGGACUCCCGCGCUAGCGUUCAACCCGUACGGCGGGAGGAUGGCCGAAAUUCCGGCAUCAGAAAAGCCGUUUCCGCACAGGGCCGGUAACAUUGCGAAGCUGCAAUACGCGACGAACUGGAACGAGCAAGGCGCUGAGGCUGCGAACCGGUACUUGACUCUCACGAGAGAGCUGUAUGAGUUUAUGACUCCGUACGUGUCCAUGGCCCCGCGCGAAGCCUUUCUGAACUACAGAGAUCUCGACAUCGGAGUAAACCACAAUGGGAGGAAUAGCUACUUGGAAGGUUUGGUGUUUGGCUCGAGCUAUUUCAAGGAGAAUUUCAAUAGGUUGGUGAAGGUGAAGACGAGAGUUGAUAAGGAUAAUUACUUUAGAAAUGAACAAAGUAUUCCAGUAUUCCCAUGGAAGAAGUGAUCGAAUUAAUAUAUGUAUAUGUGAUUGGAAUUGGACUAGUAUAGCUAGAUUUGUGAUUAUGGAAUUGAAGAAUAUGUAUCAUUUUAUUGUAAUUAAUAAAUUUAUUAGGCUA
Molecule: messenger RNA, 1698 nt
Organism: Salvia splendens (bonfire salvia)
Lineage: Eukaryota; Viridiplantae; Streptophyta; Magnoliopsida; Lamiales; Lamiaceae
Product: berberine bridge enzyme-like 8
Exons: 1
Coding region: 9-1586 (525 amino acids)
Molecular function (GO): oxidoreductase activity; FAD binding
Source: RefSeq, a predicted model, not a curated record